Molecule: messenger RNA, 588 nt
Organism: Clonostachys byssicola
Lineage: Eukaryota; Fungi; Ascomycota; Sordariomycetes; Hypocreales; Bionectriaceae
Source: the annotation of a GenBank genome assembly
AUGGGAAAAUCAAGCCAAAGGCUUUCCCAGCUGAUCCCUGGCGCAUUAAUGCUAAUGGUCUAUCUAUCAAGGAUUAGUGCCCUGGCAGCCUUUAUUAUCCUAAUAGACUUAAGGGGCACUAUACCACGGACAAUGAUUUACUAUAGUCUUAGUAUUUGUUUUCCCUCUUUUUCACUUGUAAACAUGAGCUAUCUUCCAGUUCGCGCCUUCCGGGAGGAGACCGAAAAACCUUCAUUGACAUCACUCUCUCUGACCCUGCUUCUAAAUUCGUUUCAUCUUAUUGGGGCGUGGAUAGCAUUUGGCCUGUUGCUUAACUCACACUUCUGGCCUACCGAUACGUUGACCACAGACAGAAUCUGGUUCCUUUGGGUGCAAGCAUUUGUGUGGCCCACUGGUGCGAUUGUUUUGCUCAGAGAGUAUGUCACGAGCCAGGACAGAAAUAAACGGAAGAAGGCUUUGCGUGAGGCCUGGGAGAAAGAGGUGCGUGAGGCCGUGAAGAAGGAUUCACAGGACGCCGAGAAGCCAGGCGAGAACGACUCAAUUGCAGAGCCGGUAUCUGGUUUAUGUAAGUCAUCUUCGACUCUCUGA